CGAUGGGAUAUUACGGUGAAAACUCCAAAAAUGAAGCAAGAGAAUGUGAAUUGAACGACCGAAGUACGUAACGUAAAAGCAUUGGGAUAUGCGUGGUGGGCACUUUAGCAGUAGCAACCGCAUCCUCAUUAUCCAUUAGCGAAAACUGGUGGCUGCAGCAAAGCGGUGAGAUGAGUUCGAUAGGCCAAAGCAUACUGAUGGCACUCACAGUAACAGUGAACAAGUAUGCUUCUUCCAACUUGCAGGCCGUUUCUCACAGAAAGCAUCCUAAAUCGCCGCCCAAUUCCGCCGUCACCACCAGUAGAAGAGGCCUCCUCUUAUCCUCCCUCGCGGCCGCCUCCCUCACUGAUCAAGUCCCUGACUCCAGAACUCUCCUUCUCAAGAAAUACCUCAAGAAAUCAGAGGAAAACAGAGAUAAAAAUGACAAAGAGAGGCUGGAGAGUUAUUACAAGCGUAACUACAAGGAUUAUUUUGAACUUGUGGAGGGAACAUUGAAGGCAAAGCAGCAAGAUCAGCUUUCUGAUACAGAAAAAGUAUGGUGUAUCCAAACACUACCUUUUUUUAUUUUUCCGCUGGUGGGUGGACCCAACAUGAGUUAUUGUAGCUUCAGCUUCAACGCGUAAUAAGCUCAAAAACUGAGGAUUGAAAGUCAAAUCCCAUGAUGUUCGGGGUAUAAUUUUCUGGGUCACAUGACAUAUAUAUACAGAAGUCUCAACACUUUAACAGGCAACAUUAUCCGUGACCAAAUCUUCCCAUUAUGUGACCCCUUCCUUAAGUUAGCGUAACUUGAGGAUUUACUGUUUCAACUUUAAAGAGUUCCAGACAGAAAGAUAGAUAUAUCUACUAUUCCAGGUCAAUCCCAAGCCCUAGUUUUCAUCAAACCUGCCGACUAACCCUCAUAUAUUAUUAUAUAUGCAUAUAUAUAUAUUUGUAUUGAAUCUCCAAUGGAAACAAAGUUGUUGGAACUUUGGAAGAUACAGAU
Neltuma alba is the source of this 982-nucleotide messenger RNA. RefSeq lists its product as uncharacterized. NCBI's taxonomy places the organism in Eukaryota, Viridiplantae, Streptophyta, Magnoliopsida, Fabales, Fabaceae. The record is from RefSeq and is a predicted model, not a curated record. Bases 171 to 623 code for a protein of 150 amino acids. The transcript is spliced from 4 exons.